AUGUUUAGUCUCACAGAAAGGUUGACAAGGGUCAACGAUGAGCUAUAUGGUCGAUCCGCUGUCCAGAAAUGGAAGUGCACUCAAGGAAAGGCGAAACCAUGGAGGGGAAACACUUUCCUUGGCAAUGGGGGCAAGAUCAAAGGCAUUCCCUCUUCUUUCUUGAGACGAUAUGCUGGAUUUGGCUCGUCGUACUUAGCCCAAUGCAAGCGGAACUGCAAACGCAGACGGUUUGAGCUCAAGCUCGAAUGUGAGGCACAACGCGAGCUGGACGACGUGACUGGCAAAUUAUACGACUUGGAUGCAGAAAACGAAAGUUGGGAGUGGAAACCUGAGGAUGUCAAGCGCCUCUUAACAGAGAGGGUAGAUGCGUCCCUCGAGAGUAGCCAGAUACCAUAUGAGGCCUACGUUGGUUCCAUUCUAGGUGAACAGUUCCAGCUCGGCCGCUUGAUAAGCGAGGAUGAACAUUGGGGAGAGGCUGUAUACCAGGUGACAGCACUGCUCGCACCCAACAAGGCGCUUGAGGCUAGGUCGUACUGUUUGACCGGGCUUCCCAGAGAGCAGUUGGUGUCAAUAAAAAGACGCAUGAAGAGACUUCAUAGGAAAUAUGGCGUUUCCAAGAUAGACCAGGCGCGGAAGAAGUUCCUUGUCUACUACCGCAACAGUCCUCCAAAUACCCCUGGCAGCGAGAGAGAAAGUGAGAGAACACUUGGCGCUUCAACAAGCACAAAGGAUCGAAUGACUUUUCGAAUUUCGAACUAUGACUAUGAGUUUCCCGCGCUGCUCGAGACGAAAUCUCCGCGACAUACUAGGAUGGGGGUCUGGACCAAAGAAAUGUCUUGGGCCUUCCCUGACCAGUCCUUAAGUUGUGAAGAAUCCAUCAACGAAAGCUCGGCCAGAGACAAUCAUGCCGCCGAGGAACCAAGGCCACCUAGCUCGGGACAGAACCCUGUGGUUUCAAGCAACAUUCUUGAUUCAUGUGCACCUCGCUCCCCACUGCAGCGUGGAAGGCGACGAAGACCAAGAAAGUCCAAAGCCAAAGCAAGCCAAUUGGCAAGUCCGGGCGAGACAUUGCAUGAGACUUUGGCUACUUUCUAUACCGAUAGCGAGAUACACGAAGAAACAGGUAGCCAAGAUGCUUCACGCGUUCCGCCACAACAUGACGCGUGCGUCAAAGAGUUGGGCAGUCUCACAGCUAUGCACGAGCAAUUGAAUAAUAUAGCAGGGAACAUCGCAACAUUGAGCGAUCGACUUGCGGAACAAUAUCAUUUAGUUCAGACAGCAAGUCAAUCUGUACAAAGAAGAGUCGCUUGGUUAUCCCAAACUAUGGACGAGCAGCAGAAACCUGGCAUGGCCUUGGAAGAAGAGUCCCCCAUCUUCUUAGAGCUGGAACGCACUUCUACAUCUUGCCAACGGCUUCGCGCAACUUGA
This is a messenger RNA of Metarhizium brunneum ARSEF 3297, 1428 nucleotides long. Lineage: Eukaryota; Fungi; Ascomycota; Sordariomycetes; Hypocreales; Clavicipitaceae. The record is from RefSeq and is a predicted model, not a curated record.